UGUAGUCGCAACGCAGUUGAUGCGUGUGUGUGGUAGUUCGUCGGUGCGUCGCAAUGGUUAUCUGCGCAGUUGUUGGAUGCUCCAACCGCACUUGUUGGGCGAAAUCAACAAAUACAAACUUCUUUCGUCUUCCAAAGAUCAUCGGACAUCAAGGUGACCGUACGAGAGAGUUAUCCGCGAAGCGACGGGGUCUGUGACUGGCUCGGAUAAAACGCGCCGACCUCAACACUGAAAGAACCAGCAUACGUGUUUGUGGCGCGCACUUCGUAAAAGGCAGACCAUCAAAACUGUGGCAGGAGGCGGACCCGGACUGGGCCCCUACGCUUUUGCUCGGCUACAGCGCAAAACGUGGAGAUCCCGGACGACGCCACGCUCGCGCGGCAGAACGAAGGAACCAGGUGCGGGAAGCUCAAGCACAGCAUGCAGCCGAGGCAGCGGAGGCGACGAAGCCGGACGACCUUACCGCUUCUCAGUUGCCCGCGCCGCGUACGGACGACGCAGUCGGCGUAGAAGACGGUGAAAAAGGGAUUGUAGUCCAGACGGACAUGACAAUGGGCGACCUCGAAGCAUUGGAGAAGGAGUGUGUGUCCCUCAAUGAGCGUCUCUACGCUGCAAGGAAUGAAAACAAGCUUCUGGAACUGACAGAAGACGCCCUCAAAUGUAGCGACAGAAAGGUUGCACACUACACUGGCAUGGCAAAUUUCACAAUCCUUUAUGCACUGUUUGGCGUCAUCGAGAGAUUUGUGUCACACAAUGCGAAAACCAGUUUGCCGAAGUUCCAGGAAUUCCUGCUCUUCAUCAUGAAGUUGAAGCUAAAUUUGCAGAUUACUGACCUCGCUUUCAGGUUUAUUGUGUCAGAUGCCACAGUGUCACGCAUAUUUGGCAAAUGGCUGCAUGCUGCGUACUGCCGUCUAAAGUCUCAAAUUGUGUGGCCACAACGCAGUGCUCUGCAACGCACAAUGCCACAAGCAUUUUACGAUUCUUUUGGAGAAAAUGUUGCAGUCAUAAUUGACUGUUUUGAGAUAAAGAUAGAGAGACCAUCUUCGUUUCUGCCCAGAAGUGAAACAUGGUCCCAGUACAAAGGUAGUAACACGGCAAAAUAUUUAAUUGGCAUUGCACCACAAGGUAUUGUCAACUUCACUUCUGAAGGCUGGGGAGGACGCACUAGCGACAGGCACAUAACUGAGCACUGUGGGCUUUUAAACAACACACUUCCAGGUGACGUAGUGCUUGCAGACCGAGGGUUCAAUGUGUCUGAAAGUGUUGGGUUUUACUGCGCUAAACUUCAUGUACCAGCGUACACUAAGGGGAAGAAGCAACUUUCCGCAGCAGACGUUCUGAGCACUAGGAAACUAGCAAAUGUAAGGAUCCACGUUGAGAGGGUGAUCGGGCUAAUCAGAAAUAAUUAUGUUAUCCUGAAGGCCACGCUGCCCAUUGACUAUGUGGUUGGCAGACCUGAAGACAAUUUGACACCUCUUGACAAGAUUGUUACGGUUUGCUGCGCCCUUUCCAAUCUAUGCCCUUCAAUAGUUGCAUCUCUAAGAGAGUGUAACAGUGACUAGGUCUAUCUCUCGGUUGGGCAAAGAUGAUGAAAGUUAUGGGGCCGAAUCCCUCUGAGGAACUUACUUGAAUAUGUUGCCUUAAAGAGUGGAUUCGAAUAAGUGUGUUGUGCUAGCCAUUAAAAUAGCUGCAAAGUUAUGCAGAACAUUGUUUCUGUGUGGUUGUUCUUAAAAUUGCAUUGUUCCUCUGUAAAAUUGCACUCUUCGCAUGGCAAAGAUGAAAUGGUUAACCUGAGACAGUAAAGUUUCAAGAUUCACAUUGUUCCUUUUUAAAAUAUUUUGUCUCUCUAUGCCUUACAUGUACCAUGCUUUGUGCCCUGUAUUGGUUAUACACCUUUUGCAGGUACUAAUCUGCAUCACUGCGCAUAAUGCAAAAUCAUCAGAUGCGAACAUUUCAAUUUAGUGAGUGUUGUGGAUGAAAACCAAUUAAAAUGUUUUUUACAAGUUGAAUCUUGAAUACAUAUUUGUAUUCUGGUGAUUACCAGUUGCAUGUGUUUAUGGCUCUCACUGACGCUGGUAAUGUGUGGAGUGUUUACAUACGAAACACCAUGACCUAGAAGGGUUGAAGAAUAAAGCGUCUUUUUUUAGAAA
Molecule: messenger RNA, 2150 nt
Organism: Dermacentor andersoni
Lineage: Eukaryota; Metazoa; Arthropoda; Arachnida; Ixodida; Ixodidae
Source: RefSeq, a predicted model, not a curated record